This is a messenger RNA of Notothenia coriiceps (black rockcod), 1694 nucleotides long. RefSeq names its product fer-1-like protein 4. The record is from RefSeq and is a predicted model, not a curated record. The transcript is spliced from 13 exons. NCBI's taxonomy places the organism in Eukaryota, Metazoa, Chordata, Actinopteri, Perciformes, Nototheniidae. The annotation marks the transcript as partial. Gene Ontology annotation, cellular component: membrane. Gene Ontology annotation, biological process: plasma membrane organization.
GGGUUUAACCCGACCUUUGGCCCAUGCUGGGUGAACCUGUACGGUUCUCCUCAGAACUCCACCCUCGGAGACGUCCACCAGGCUUUAAACCAGGGUUGGGGUGAUGGCAUCUUCUACCGCGGUCGAAUCCUCCUGGCUCUCUCUGUGGAGGUGUACACCUCCCCUGCUGCCAUAGCACCAGAUAAACCCUCUGCCGCUUUGGGGAAGUAGCGUCUUCUAGCGGAUUGGUUGAGGAGUCAGGAGAUGCAGGAGUUGAGGUACCAGAAGCUGUAACUGUGGAGGUCGAGGAGACCCAUCCACUUCCUGAGGGUUUCCUGGGUCACACGGAAGAAUUUCUGUUAUUUGCGUCUCUGUUUGAGGUCACUAUGAUGGACCCGUCUGUAGGAACCAGACCAAUGAUAUUCGAACUCUCAAUAGGGAAUUAUGGGAAGGUUUUGGGGGUUGGGAAGUCAAAGAAGAGCCAGAGCAGGGAGGAGCUGAGGAGGAGCAGGGACGAUCUGAGGAGGAGUAAGGAGGAUCUGAAUGAGGAGGCGCAGGGUCUGCUGGAGUCUGAGGAUGAGCUGGACAGAGAGGAUCUGCUGAGUCCUAAAUCUGAAAACAGAUCUGUGACUGCUCCUGCAAGACCCCAGCCCACCGAGUACGACAGGUCGUUCCAAUGUCUUCCUCUCCAGCCCCCCUCCGAGAAACAGAAGCCUUGUCUGUUUGUCUGGAGUCAGUUUGAAGAUCACAGCUUUCGUCUCUAUCAGGCCAACUGGCUCAACAAGACAGCUGACCGACUGGAGAUUGGUCUUGAUGGGGUGGAAAGUCUCUUGAGGAGGCCGAGAAGUAACGCUAAAGGCCGUUUGGUGGAGGUGCUGCUGGAGCUGGUGGCCUCCUGCAAACAGUUUAGUGUUUUCUCAGACAGGAGGUCUCAGUCUCGACCCAACAACCUGGACCGGUGCAGGAAGGACUUCAUCAAGAAACAUUUGGUCCUUGUUGCUAGACAAGCUGUGAGGGCCAGGAGAAGGGUCACAAGGAGGAUGGCAAAACAGCGUUUGAUGGAAAGCAGGAAACUCCUGAGGAAACUCCGCCUGCUGGCUAAAGAGCCCCAGACUACCAUCCCGGACGCAUUUCUGUGGUUACUGAGUGGAAGCAAGCGGUUGGCCUACGUCAGGAUCCCUGCAUACUCCAUCCUCUUUUCAUUGGUGGAGGAGCAAAGGGGGCGGGACUGUGGCAAGGUCACCACCCUCUACAUGAAGUCUCCGGAUGGUUCGGCAAGUGAGAUCUUUGCAAAGCUGGAGGUUUUCAUGUGGCUCGGCCUGGCCAAGUACAGUAAAGAGGCCACCAACUGUUUGCCGGAGGAGUUUCUGCCAAUCUACGAGGAAGAGGACGAGGAGCAGAGGAGGCUGGUCCCUGCAGGGAGGAUGAAGCUUCCUGUCAGUCUGUCCUGCCAAGACAGCAGGUACUUCCAGCUACGAUGUCACAUGUAUCAGGGGCGUGGCCUGAUAGCUGCUGAUGAUAACGGCCUAUCAGAUCCUUUUGCCAAGGUUCUCUUUUCUACUCAAUGCCAAGUCACCAGGGUUUUAAAUGAUACGAUCUCUCCUGCCUGGUGUGAAAGUUUGUUGUUUGACAGAGUUCUGCUUGAGGGUACGAGGGAGGAGCUCGAACAAGACCCUCCCCUUAUCACCAUCAACAUCUACGACCAGGAUGCCAUG